This is a messenger RNA of Andrographis paniculata, 1242 nucleotides long. RefSeq lists its product as uncharacterized. The record is from RefSeq and is a predicted model, not a curated record. Lineage: Eukaryota; Viridiplantae; Streptophyta; Magnoliopsida; Lamiales; Acanthaceae. Gene Ontology annotation, molecular function: ubiquitin protein ligase activity; metal ion binding. The transcript is spliced from 6 exons. The coding region runs from base 177 to 950 and encodes 257 amino acids.
UGGGCAUAGAGGGCUCCUCCGGGGACGUAGGAGGCAUUUCUCGGGCCCGGAGGAUUGGGCGCGAGCACACGAGUAGGCGAGGGGUAGCUAUUUUUUUUAUGUCUCUCGAGCCGGAAAUGUAGGUCUAAACCGCACUCGUGAAUCUUCCUGCCCCCUUACCCCUCCCUUCACGCACCAUGCGCCGAUCCUUCACCUCUCGCUUCUCCAAAACCCCUUAUUGCCACCCAGACCCCGGUCCCGACACCGAUCCGCACAGUAUCGGCGGUGGACCAGUCUCAACUGGCCAGGGAGAAUCUAUCGCCGGAACUGCUGCUGAUAGCGAUGCGCUAACGCCAGCGACAUCUGCCGAGGAGAAGAGGAAAACUUCAUUAAUGGAGCAUCCUCCCGUUGAUGACGUUUGCCCUAUUUGCUUCGGCAAUUUUGUAGUUCCGUGUCGGGCGCCUUGCGGUCACUGGUACUGCGGAAGUUGCAUUUUGCAGUAUUGGAACUUCAGUGCUACAUUGCAGCCAUGCAAGUGUCCAAUGUGCUCACAGUUCAUAACUAAAUUGAUGCCUGAAGCAUCAUUAUAUCGGGGACAUGAAGCAGAAAUUAGUAAAGUUCUAAAGAGUGUUGGAAACUACAAUCGCAUAUUUGUAGGAGGCAUUUCUGGAUUUAUGCUGAAAGUUCUUGCUAUUCCACUGUCCCUAAAGAGGUUGAUCUGCGAGAUGUUGAAUCCAGACAGACCUGGUGCUUAUCUCCAUGAGAUGCGACUUAUUGCAAUGUUCCUUGGAGUCCUUUACUCAUUCAUCCCCUUUGAUUUCCUCCGAUUAGGUCGUCAUAACAUCAUGAAUUUGCUCGACUACUCAGCCUAUGCCCUCUCAUUUAUAUUCUAUCUGGUUGGGCUGUAUGUGCGAUGGAGGCGCCAAAGAAAUGUGCGAGAGCUGGCCGGUGUUGAGGUGGGGCAUGAUUGAAAGUUUUGGGAGAUUCUGUGGUGGUGUUAAAUGCUGAACCAUACUUCCUGAAUGAGUUGGAAACGAUGGGAAAGUGAUGCGUAUUGUACAUAUUAUGGUUUUCAGUUCAGUUUCUACGUAGUACAUGCAUUGGCCUCUGAGUAAGAAACUGCAGAGACUAUGUUGUGUUAUAUGUUCGAAAACCCACAUACAUUUUGGAAUGUAUGUACGUGAAUUGGAUGUUGUAGUUGUUAUUAUUGUUUAAUUGCAAAAGUUUAUACCUACGUUAUAAUAAUAGCUUAUUGAUUGAUAA